UUUGGCAUCACCCCUGGCAUCCACCAUAAUGAGCGCGUAAACUGUAAAGUACCGGUUUUUCUUGUUGGUUUUCCCUCGAAAUUAUCUCAUCGUAUUUGUGUGAAAAUCGAAGAAUGGGGUCCUAUUUAUCGCAACCCGUCACCGAGAAAAUUUCUACGGACGAAUCAAACGACAAAUUGUCCUAUGGAGCGUCUUCUAUGCAGGGCUGGCGUGUAAGCCAAGAGGAUGCUCAUAACUCAAUCUUGGACUUUGAUGAGGGAGUAGCAUUUUUCGCUGUCUACGAUGGUCAUGGAGGCCACGAGGUGGCCCAAUACUGCUCAGAAAAGCUCCCAGAAUUUAUUAAGCAAACUGAGGCAUACAAAAAAAGCAACAUCCAGCAAGCCCUUAUUGAUGGUUUCUUAGGAUUUGAUGCUACAAUAGCGAAAGACGAUGUGAUCGCCAUAUUAAAGGAAAUUGCUGGAGACAAACAAAACGAAGAUGACUCGGAUCAGGAGGAGAACAUUAAUAGUUUACAUGUGGAGGCCUCAAUGCCUUUAGAGGAGGUGAUUGGCAAAUAUGCCUCCCUAGUAAACCCAAGUUUGGAUGCGUUGAAAUCGGGUGAAAAAGUGCCCAGAUCCCCAAUGAUCACCGCUAAAAAAGAUAAAUCGUCAGGCGCCGGUUCCAGCGGAGAAGCGGCCGGUAGUUCUAAAGAUAAUAAACAGGAGGCCGGUUGUAGCAGCAAAGGGGAGGGAGGCGAGGGCUCUUCUGGCAGUGGAGUUUCCAAAAGCGAGGUUGUUGCGAGUGUCGCCACCGGUGAAGUUAAUGGUGAUAAGAAGGAGGGAGAUGCAGAAGUCAAGACUGAACCAAAGAAAGAAGAAGAUCCGACAACAAACGGACCAAUACCAAAAAUCGAAGUCACUAGUGCGGAUGAAGUAAAAACCCCAACGCAAAACGGCGACUUAUCCUCCGAUGUGAAGGUUAAAGACAGUAAAGGUAAAGGCAAAGCAAAAUCUAAAAGAAAAAACAAAGAAGGCGAGAACGCUCGUAAGUCUAAAAAACGAGCCAAAACGCCUUCGCCACUAUUAAAUUCGCCGAGGAAAGAAAAGAAGGAACGACCGAAACGGUUGGCGGCCACUCUUUACAAACAGUUUUUGGAUUUCCAAGACGAGGACGAUGACAGCACCGAGGAUGAGGAAGACUCGACUUUUGUUGGGAAUGCCGAGGAAAGUUCAGACGACGAAAAUAUCGCGGAGGUUUCGCACGUAGAAGGAGAAAACUCGGAUAGUAGCGAGGAAGCGGACGAUGAGGCGGGCGACGAGGAGGAUGAGGACGAUGACGAAGAUGAUGAUGAUGAUGAGGAGGAUGAGGAUGACGAGGCAGAGAGUGAUUUUUAUAAAAAUAUGAAAGAGGAGCCCGGCUCGGACAGCGGUUGCACUGCGGUAGUUGCUAUACUUAAAGGGAAAGAGCUGUAUGUUGCGAACGCUGGAGAUUCGAGGUGUAUCGUUUGCAGAAAUGGUAAAGCAGUAGAAAUGUCCUUUGACCACAAACCAGAAGAUGAACCGGAAAAAGAACGGAUCGUAAAAGCCGGAGGAAGAGUUACCGCGGACGGAAGGGUAAACGGAGGCCUUAAUUUAAGCAGAGCCAUCGGAGAUCACGCGUACAAACAGAACAAGGAGCUCAGCGAUAAAGAACAAAUGAUCACCGCCUUUCCAGACGUGAAAACUUUAACGAUCAAUCCGGCAGAGGACGAGUUUAUGGUGCUGGCCUGCGACGGUAUUUGGAACUACAUGUCCAGUCAGGAGGUGGUUGAUUUUGUGAAGCCAAAGUUGGACGAGAACCCCGAGAAAAUCUCUACUAUUUGUGAAGAGCUAUUUGAUCACUGUUUGGCCCCAAACACGGUGGGCGACGGCACCGGCUGCGACAACAUGACCGCCAUCAUCGUCCGUUUCAAACCGAACCUGAAUAAACGACCGAUCAGCACCGAAGAAGACAACGACGACGCAGAAACGGCAACGAAACGCGUCAAAACUGACGACGCCGCCCCGCCAACAGCCGAAACGUCGUCGUCGUCAUGAAGUUUCCAAAGUGUAACCGGUCUAAUUGGUUUAUAAAUAUGCGUAACGCACGUUUAAAAGUCAAAAAGAAAAAAAUAAUUGUAAAUACGCGUUUUAAAACUGGUACGAGGAACAACUUUUAGUAAACGAACUGUUUUUUUUUUUAAUUGGUUGUAAAUCGUUUUUGGGAGCAAUAUGGGUUUAAUUGGUUUUUUUUUGUGGUCAUUGCUGUACAUUCCAGCUCGGACACCAAGUUUAUAUUAUGGUUUAUAGGCGCGUUUUAGUCGUACAUGUUUUCAACAAGUAAGAUCUGAUACACACGUGACUCCCCGCUUCCACUCAACAACAAUAACACGUUUAUUUGAUUCAUUAAAAUGGGUGCCUUCACAAAAGAGUGUAAAUAAUAUUUAAACGAAAAAGAUAACAGUAUUUUAGAGGGUUUCAGCGGUAUUUUGCACCCCGCAUGUUACACCCUAUACAAUAUUUUUUUUGUUUUUCUGGCGUUUAAGUGUUUUUUCUUUUUUUUUUAAUUUCUUUGUUAAAGCGUCAGAAUAUUUUAACGUUGUGGCUUAACAUGUUCUCGGAACAAUUUGAUGUUUUAUUUUUUUUCGUGCGAAGACAGUGGACUUUAGGAUAUUUUUCUAAGUGCAGAUUACUUGUAUUAUUUGUUGUACACUUAUAAUAAUAAAUUAUUUAGUAGAUUUUUAAUAAA
Messenger RNA from Anthonomus grandis grandis, 2745 nucleotides. Its product is annotated as probable protein phosphatase CG10417. The record is from RefSeq and is a predicted model, not a curated record. Gene Ontology annotation, biological process: protein dephosphorylation. Gene Ontology annotation, molecular function: cation binding; protein serine/threonine phosphatase activity. NCBI's taxonomy places the organism in Eukaryota, Metazoa, Arthropoda, Insecta, Coleoptera, Curculionidae. The transcript is spliced from 11 exons. Bases 114 to 2054 code for a protein of 646 amino acids.